GUCAGUGUCGAACUGAAGCCUCUCAUGUCCAACUUGGUACUUGGUCCUUUGCAGCUCGACACGAUCACUCGAAGCCCAAGAUGGGGCGCUUCUUUCCCUUGUACAUUGCACGGUCCGAUGGUAUGCUGGAGACAGCUACCAAGCACGGUGCCAGGAUUGCAAAAGAGGCCAACAAACCCACGCCCAAGCAGUUGGACGACAAGCCAAAGUCCGAUGGCGUCAAGGACUACUACCGCGAGGUCGCCAUCGACGAGUCGAAGCAUAUGGACUGGAGGAGGAAGCUUGCUGCCAUGCUCGCACGCGAUCUGAAUCUCGAUCUAGAGAAGGGAUAUAUCCUGGCCCACUUCCCCGAAAACUAUCGCCUGUUCGAGCACGUCAAGACGGCAAAGAAAGGAGAGGGAGAAGCAAAGACAAAGACGCACGCUGGUGGAGGCAACGAACGUCAGGAUGCCUACCUGUACGGUCAUCCUCUCGGUCGCAAGAAGCGCUUCAGGAGUCCUGGCGACUUCUACCCACAUCUGCUAUGGCUGGCUACUGACCCGGAAGGCGACUCGGACAACUGUGGUUGCAAGAUCUGCUGUCCCGAAGAGAUGGACGCUUCCCUGAGAGACCAGACGGUGCAGCCAGUCAUUGCUCGUCGUCCCAGCACACAAACACGACCUUCAAACACUCCGACACCGGGUCCGCAGACUGCCGCCUCCGCCGUUCCUCCUUCUCGUAUCGCUGCUACCCCCGUACAACGGCAACCUCCGCCUACCGCCGCUACACAGCCCGCUCCCCGUCCCGUGGCCAAGCCCAUGGACUAUGAAAUCGAUCGCCAAUACGCUCUCUUCCUGUUCCGUCAAGGAGAAAUGGUCUGGUUUGACAAGAGCGGCGCAUGGGGCUUGGGUGUCAUUACCGAAAGAUCAAAGGUCGGCCACGACUCAAACUACAGGGUGCAGCCUCUCUCAUAUCCCGAGCACUACACCCAGUCCGUGAACAUCACCAGAGACGUCGACCUCCGCCCAUGGCUAGCGUGGAGUGUACCCCCGUAUACACACGAUGCUCUGAACAAGAUCAAUCACUCUCUGCACUACACCACCUUCGACUUCAAAGCCCUGGCUACCGGCAAGUUUGGCGAUGGUACUGUCGAGAUUGAUGCUAGUAUCAUGGCUGCAAAGGCCAUUGACGCCACCUACACCCCUUUCAACCCCGAAUCCCGCUCAGAAACACAAUCGUACAUUGAAGUACGAUGGAGUGGCAUAUACUUGGGAGCUGAGAAAAUCUGGUUGAACGAACCUGUUCGUCUAAUGCUUCCCAUGGGACAAGCGGCAACCAGAGUCCUGGUCGUACGGGCAAUCGUCGAACGCACUCAAAAAUCCGCACGACAAACAUAUUCCACAAUCUCCUUUAUUGGAGACGUCUAUAUCAUGCUACCUGUAGAGUCUGUAACCAUGGACCGCGCUCCCAACGGCCUAGUCGCAGGUUCCGACACCGUAAACGUACCCCUCCGCAUGCUCGAAGACAUUCGUCGAAGAAACAUCUACACCAUCCAAGCCAAAGGCACCGCAUUCCACUGGAAGCUCCUCGAACGCAAUAAAGCAGUGGAUAUGAAAGAUGUAAGGGGUAGAUGGUAUGAAUCCACCCUCUUCCUGCCUAUCCUUUUGCCAAAGCAAGCAGAAGACUACGAAAGACAAGCACGUCAAGGCGUCAUUACAGAAGUUUUAGGCAUGAUGAAUGGACAUGGCGAUUGCAACAAUGACAAAGAAGGUAGACGUCUCAUCCCAGACGCACGGGCUUCUCAUCGUGAACAAGCGUUUGGAAAAGCUGUGCCAGAGCGCAUUGUAGUGGUGGAAGGUGUCAAGGCUGCUGCUCCUGCGCUUGCACCACAACAAGCAAGAGGGCAAGUGACAUCGAACUAUCAGGGUAGCAAUGGUCAUGUUGGUCUUGAUGUUGCGGGUGCGAGUAACGGUGCAGGAGCUUCUGUUCCAGCUACGAAUCAUACUCAACCACAACAACAGCAACAACAGCAACAACAACAACAGCAGCAGCAGCAGAUGACGGGAGAUCAAACAACUGGCUUUGAAGAAUUCAUGGAUCUUGAUGGUCUUGGUGGAGAUGUCAUGGGUGCAUUUGAUCAAACUUAUUGAUUCCCAUUUUCUGUCCUUCCUUCCUCUUCUGCUUUCUCUCCUGUCAUGGAUCAUGGAUCAUGGCGUUCUGGUUGGGGUUGAUGCAAAAGAGCUUCAAUGUUGCUUGUGGGGUGUUUUUGGUGUUUUCAUUUCUAACUGUUUCGGGACGGGGUUUUUUUUUCUCUUCUUCUUGCUUUUGCUCUGAAAGAGUGGCCUUUUCUGCAUUGAUGUGCAUUGUUAAGGUGUUGUGGUGUAGUGGUAUGGUACUCUGUAGUUCUGGCUGUUUGCUUCGUUCUUUACUAUUGAGAGAUUGGUUGCUUUAUGAGUUUUGCUUUUUGAACGCUUUUUUUUUUUUCUUACAAUGGUUUUACAUGGCCAUUUUUUCAUACUUGAGUUUAGUGACUGAUGAUCAAAG
Molecule: messenger RNA, 2523 nt
Organism: Aureobasidium subglaciale EXF-2481
Lineage: Eukaryota; Fungi; Ascomycota; Dothideomycetes; Dothideales; Saccotheciaceae
Exons: 2
Coding region: 81-2129 (682 amino acids)
Biological process (GO): silent mating-type cassette heterochromatin formation
Cellular component (GO): SHREC complex; rDNA heterochromatin
Source: RefSeq, a predicted model, not a curated record